Molecule: messenger RNA, 2368 nt
Organism: Colias croceus (clouded yellow)
Lineage: Eukaryota; Metazoa; Arthropoda; Insecta; Lepidoptera; Pieridae
Product: glucose dehydrogenase [FAD, quinone]-like
Exons: 4
Coding region: 205-2052 (615 amino acids)
Molecular function (GO): flavin adenine dinucleotide binding; ecdysone oxidase activity
Source: RefSeq, a predicted model, not a curated record
AAUAGUCUAAUUUGUGGUUUCCUUUGCGCUACACAUGCGAUCUGCGUUAUUCCGUCUUAGUUGUGUUUUAAAGCGUGUUUUUCUUUUAUUAUUCUGAAGUUUUUAUUUAUUUUUAUAGCGUUUUUGUCUUUUGAUACUCUGUUGUUUUAUUUAUAUAAUGCUAUAGUUAAUUAUUAAGGUUGUUUGUUAUUGAAAGGAAGCAAAAUGCAAUGUUCACAUGACAUAACUGCAACGACCGGUGCAGCGCCGCAAAUAUUCGCAACCGCGUUCAACUUCUUCGCAGCAUCGCAAUGUCUUUCGUAUCCUGAGUUCAGAUCCGAUGUCGUAGACAAUGAUCUCAUGUUUGACUUCAUAAUAGUGGGUGGGGGUUCAGCUGGAAGCGUAGUAGCAAAUCGAUUGAGUGAAGUCAAACAUUGGAAAAUUCUACUCCUCGAGGCCGGACCUGCGCCACCUAUUGAAUCAAGUAUACCAAAUCUGGACGUAACCUUACUGGAAACAAAAUAUGAUUGGAACUAUUAUACCGAGCACAUUGCUCCGUCUGAAUGUGGUGGUUCAAAAAGAAAAAUACCUUGGCCUCGAGGGAAAAUGCUUGGUGGUUGCAGUUCAAUAAAUGGAAUGAUCUACAUAAGAGGAAGACCAGAUGAUUAUCAAAAAUGGGUAGAAGCUGGGAAUCCUAGUUGGAAUUGGAACAAUGUUACGAAAUACUUUAGGAAAGCGGAAAGUUUACAAUCCAAGAGACUAUUAAAUGAUCAUUUAUCUAAUGAAAUUUACGGACACCACGGACCACUUAUAAUAGAUAAUUAUAAUAGCACCUAUAGGAAAUAUACAAACUGUGUACUGAACGCAUUUGAUGAGUUAGGAGUACGUAAAGUUAAUGAUAUAAAUACAGUGUUAGAUGUUCAGGGUAAGGGAUAUGCUGGAAUAUACACUGCAACUGUCUCUAGCGGUCGCAGGCAAAGCACUUACGAAACUUAUCUAAAAUCUGUUAGAGGCAGGGAAAACUUGAAAAUUAUCACAAAUGCACUAGUAAAUAGGAUAUUGAUAAAUGAUAGUUCAGUAGCAUACGGCGUAGAAGUAGAAAUAAAUGGAAAGAUUAUGACGUAUUUAGCAUCAAAAGAAGUAAUUGUAAGUACUGGUACGAUAAAUACUCCAAAGUUGCUAAUGCUAUCUGGAAUAGGCCCUCAGAAACAUUUAACGUCAAAAGGGAUUCUGUGCAGAAAAGAUCUACCAGUUGGACAAAACUUACAAGAUCAUAAUAUGGUUCCUAUUUUUAUUUAUGGGGAUGAACCUGGAACAUUAGAUGAAGCACAAAGACGUUAUGAAGAAAUAAGAUAUCUUGUGGAUGGCUCCGGUUAUUUGGGUCAAGUCAGUUUUUCUGAUAUAACGGCAUUCUUUUCUCGGUAUGAUAAUAUGUCCAUGCCUGAAUUUCAGAGCCAUUUUGUGUUACUUUUUAAAAAUACAACACAAAAUUCAAAUAAGCGCUUCAUGUCGUACAGUCGAUCCGUACAGCGAUCAAUAAUAGAAUUUAAUUCGAAAAAGGCAAUGUACUUAUUUACGGUGCACUUGUUACAUCCAUUUUCGAAGGGAUCAAUUUAUCUCAACACGAGUCACCCCAACUAUGAUCCUAUUAUAGAUGCAAAUUAUUUUAAUGAUCCGCGAGAUUUGCAAGCUAUUGCAGAUAGUAUACACAUGUUAACAAAGAUUAUUAAUUCGCAAUAUUUCCGAUCAAUAAACGCGUUCGUACACAAAAUAAACUUGCCUGAGUGUGAGGAAUUUGACUUUCAAAGUGAUCCGUAUUGGAAAUGCUACGCGAAUAGUAUGUUGUUAACUUUGUACCAUCCCGUGGGGACUGCAAAGAUGGGACCAGAUCCGUCUGAUUCAGUUGUUGAUAAUUACCUGAGAGUGCAUGGUGUGCGUGGUUUGCGUGUAAUAGAUGCUAGUGUGAUGCCCGGUCUAACCAGUGGCAAUACAAAUGGUCCAACCAUUAUGAUUGGAGAAAUGGGAGCAGAUAUGAUUAAAGCAGACUAUCAUGAAGAUAUCGCUCGUUGGUAAUUUACUUAUAAGAAUAAGCAGUGGUGAUAGACGUGAUUGAAAGCGCUAAGAACACUUUAUUUUUUUGGUAGAAGUACAUAGAAGGCUGUGUGUAUAUUGUAAAAUCUAUAAGCCAGUUCAGUUAACAUACUUACUUUCCCUUUACAUUUCAUAUUACUAUUUUUCAAGGGAAAUUACAAUGUAAAAACAUAAUAUUUCAAAAAAGUGUAAUCAAAAACUAACGAUUUUUAUCAACUAUAAGAAUUUAAUGCAGCCGAAAAAAUACGGCGCAGUUCAAGCGAAAUUUAGAUCUAAUAAAAAUAUAAUAAUAAAUAAA